AUGGAGAUCCUCCAAUGCGUGGCAAAAGACAAUCGGCGGUCGAUCCUGGCUGAUCCCAUACUAGUCGAAUAUAACCCUGUUUUUGGUAGCUCAGAUCGGCCCGGUCUUCUUCAGUUUUCCUCCCUUCAUAUAGACCGGCCGACCUCACUCCAGCCCACUAAACUUCCCUCCUUUUCCCUGCACGUCAUUCCUUCACUGCGGCACCAUUGCCAAUUUUCUUCUACUGUUGCUUUACAACGACGAAAAGGGCUCCUGCUUUAUAGUGUGCCUUGCUGGCAGCUCCCAGGCCGAUUUCCUCCCCUCCCGAUCGCGUGCUUGCCAUGCUCAGAAGCUCCCGCUACUGAUCCCACAGCCUAUAGUGCAUCACUUGUACCCACAGCCGCCACAGCUUCCUACUCGGAAAUCAAUAGCCACUCUCUUGUCAUAGACCCCACCGCCACGUCGGAUUCCAAAGCAAAAUCUGCUGCACCUACAUUCGGAGCAACUGAAACAGGCUCCGUUGACGAUGGAUCCAUUGAUCAAUCAACCGCAGAUAAAUUGUUCAGUCCAAACGGAGGGCUUUUUGCCGUGGGGAUUGUGAUUAUUGGCUUGGCAGGUACGUCCAUCCCAUCCCAUCCUCCCCCACCAUGUUUUCAUCUCACCAACGAUCAAAAAAAUAAAUUAAAACUACCUAAUCCAGUGCUCACGUUCCUCACAUGCGGGAUCGUAACUAUUCGAUGUAUCCUACGGAACCGCCGACAAUCCCGAACGCGUUCGCGCCUGCAAACAUUGACCGAAAAGAACGUCGCGCGACGAAAGAUUAGUUCAGACCGGGUGUCCGAGUUUUGGUCUGCUGGAGCAAACGAGCCUGCGCGGAGGUGGACUCAGUGGGGGGACGGUCUUCCGGGCAGAGCUAGUGACCUAUCGAACGAUGGGCAGCGUCCACCAGCGAGACCGGCUCGCAGGGGAGAGGCAGAGGCGGACUUGCGUGCUCCAGGUAGGGUUCACUUCACAGCGAGCGUAGCCAUGUCGGAUUACACGGGCCUAUCGGUGGACGUCCAGCCGCAUGGAUCGGCAAGAAGUUCUGGUGCGAAUAUGGAUACUGACAUGGCGAACCCGGUGUCUACAAAUUCGGCAGCAGUACUGCCGAACCCAGUGGUUGCUGGACCAACCAACCGACAUAUGUCCACAGCAACCAAAUUCACCACGUACACGCUCGACCAAGAUCCGUUUGCUGCGUCACCGAUUAUGCCCGUUCCAAAUACUGCAAACCCACUGUUACCACCCGCCCAUGCUAUGACAUUUCCUCCCUAUAGUCCCAGCACACCGCAUACACCCGGAGACCCUUUUGCAGGCUCCCCUCAAUUUGCAGCCGAUUUCAGUUCGUCUCCAUCUAAUAUGGCUACCCUUGGGUCAUCACCCUCUGGUAUGCUCAGUCGUCACUCUUCCCUUGGGUCAUCGAAUAUGCUCGGGCUUGCGUCGUCUCCUUCAAACACACCCUACAUUUCGGCGGACAUGACUCCUCCUCUUGGAACACCUACGUCCGGAGUCAUGUACAAGUCCGGUGUGGACAGUCUGAUUUCAGACCCAUUCGCAUACGAUACUGCACCCGGGUGUGACAUGGACCAACGUCAACUUGGGAGUCGCUUCGCCCCCAACACUACACAUCGAAAGAACCUCGCCAGGCAUCCAAACGAGCCCACUUUCUUCGUCCUACCUGACACCACCCAGCCCACAAUCAGGUUCUCACCUAGGCCUGACGUCCCCAGCCCCAACGCUUCAGACACCACCGCAACCAUCCUUGUUGGGCCUGACCCUCCUCAACAACCACUCGCGUUCCUCCAGUCCGACGUAUCCCAGGCACUAAACAACCUUCGAAGGCGCAUGUCCGACUCGACCAUGGCGACGCGCCAUUCGCAGCAAACCGACUGCCAGUACCGACCGACUCUGGGCGCGAUCCCUGACCGCGACGAAAGAAGCUCUGCAUUCUUCAUGUACAACUCUCCCGCAAGCCCAAGAAGGUCGCUUCCGUUUGUACCCCGAGUGAGAGUAUCGGCAUCUACAGAGCCCGAGAUGCACCAGAUGCAGCCGACCAGAAUUGCUGCGUCCGCAGCAUCGCAGGACGACGAUUCUGUUUACUCGUCCCCUGCAUCGAUGAUUGAUGGUUACCAUCAGAGUCCCAGGAGGCUGUCCGAAUUGAGAUCUGGUUCAGGAACGCAUCCUGGAUCUAGUUUGGGGCCUGUGCUUGGGCUUGGACUUUCUGUUGAUGGAAGUGGGUCCAAUGGUUCCCCUGCACAGUCCAAUUCUGUACGGACAUCGGUGCUAUCGUUCUAUGCGAAGGAUAGCCAUGCAUAG
Molecule: messenger RNA, 2334 nt
Organism: Rhizoctonia solani
Lineage: Eukaryota; Fungi; Basidiomycota; Agaricomycetes; Cantharellales; Ceratobasidiaceae
Exons: 5
Coding region: 1-2334 (777 amino acids)
Source: RefSeq, a predicted model, not a curated record